This is a messenger RNA of Toxorhynchites rutilus septentrionalis, 4527 nucleotides long. RefSeq lists its product as uncharacterized. Gene Ontology annotation, cellular component: nucleus. The coding region runs from base 3380 to 4123 and encodes 247 amino acids. The record is from RefSeq and is a predicted model, not a curated record. NCBI's taxonomy places the organism in Eukaryota, Metazoa, Arthropoda, Insecta, Diptera, Culicidae. The transcript has 3 exons.
AAAGAAGUGGUACUUUGAUUCCGGUGCCACGCGCCACAUGACUCGUAUAGACGAUGAUUUCAUUCGGCAAGAGCCAAUUGCGCACGCGGUAGAUACUGCGAACAACGGAAGCAAGCUGCCAGUGGCAAAGGAAAUGGUCAAGUUUGAGCUAAAUGAAAAUCUUAUUGAGGCCAAGGAAGUGCUGCAAAUUCCGGAACUGGCCACUAACCUUCUUUCAAUAUGCAAGAUUUGUGAGAAGGGACUGACGAUGGUAUUUAAUGCUGACAGGUGCCAAGUUCGUGAGAACGACGGCAACGUGAUCGCAUCUAGUAGCGGCCUGUACAUGCUGAACCGAAAGCAUGAAUAAACACUGAUGAUGAGUAGCACGGUCAUCUGGCAGAAACGACGUCGCUUCUCUCUGUGGUAGCCGUUAUGUGAUGACGUUCAUCGAUGAUACGAACCGGAAGGUUUUCCUCUUUUUCCUGGAAUAGAAAAAUCAAGACAUUGAAGCCUAUGAGUACUUCGAGUCCAUGGUCGAGCGUCAAAUAGAGAGGAAACUGAAAGCUCUGAGAUCGGACAAUGGAACCGAAUAUAUCAAUUCAUUCUUCAUAUGCAACUUCAUAUGGAUUAACAGCAGAUGCAAUUCAUGAAAUCGCAUUCAGUCGAAGAGCCUGAUUCCAGCGGCGUGUCGAAAUCCAAACUGAAGCCGGAGGUGAUAAAAUUGUAAUUUUCAACAGCGAUACAAGUGACCCUGAGUACCUAGAUGCGAGCCUGCGCUUUCGUCUCAAUUUAGCGGAUAAACUGUUGAACAAUAGUAAGGGCUUAAGCGCAGCGAGCGGAAGCGCCGAUUUCCUGGCAAGUAUUCAGAUUUUGUUACAUAUAGUUCGUUUUCUGACGAAGUUGUUUCCCCUCCACUCCUCACUGAUGAUCUGCGAGAAAACGUUGGAUGAUCCUCAAAGUUACGAGGAAGCAUUAAACACACCAAAUUGCUACCAGUGGAUAGCUACCAUGCAUGAGGAAAUAGUUGCUUUGGAGACGAAAGAAACGUGAGAGAUUACCAAUCUUCCGAGUGACUGAAAGUCAAUCAGAAGCAGGUGGGUCUCUAAGAUGAAACCAGAACCGACUGUUUACGUCCAACAAUACAAGGUACGUCCGGUCCUCAAAGGAUAUUCGCAGCGACCCGAAAUCGAUUACGAUGAAGUUUAUUCCCCGGUGGUACGAUUGGGCUUGAACAUGAUCUCGACGUAGAACAGAUGGAUGCUAUCUGCCAUGAGGAUUUGCUGACACUUUGAAACAAGUCUAUGGGCUGAGAAAGGCACGUGAACGAUUUCAUGUGAGGCACAAGAUCAAGCAUACCGAUGUCGAUUGGGGAGGAUAGUCGGAUACCAGGAAAUCCGGGAUACGUUUUCAUGUGAAUGGGAAGAGCUGUGUCGAGGAACGGCACUGAACGGCACCCGACCGUUGCGCUGUCCUCGUGCAAAGCGGAAUACUUGCUUUCUCAUACCUCACAGGAAGCAGUUUCGUGGCACUACUUCAGUCACAGUUUUUUCGGUUUGCGAUGCGAGAACCAAUCCGUCAUCUGUAUUUCACGGAACCAAGGAUACGAUCCCCGAACCAUGCAUCUGAACAUCAGAUACCACUCAAUCCGAGAUGUGAUGGCGCAAAGAAUAAUCAAACUAGAAUAUGUGAACACGAAGCAGCAUCCUGCAGAUGGAAGUCCUUGACAAAAUAGAAGCUUGAAAACCAAGGCGCCUAGAAGUAUAUACUAAGGUGGGCCAACUUGCUAAAACCACUCUUCAGCCAUCUUGGAAGUCUACUGUGUUUUGUUUGUAAACAAAACACAAUACGCUAUUGCCGGAGCUCGCUCGUGAUCAGUCUGUCUCUUUCACGCUACAAGCAAAUAAUUCCCCUUCUACUUUCUUCCGUACUGUUUUCAUAUACCGCUCCCCUAAACAACUUAGUGACGAAACGGCCUCACCUAGUACCAUAGACCCGUCUUGUUGAAAACAACGAGAAUCUGAUUGGGUUGGAAUGUUGUAAUCAUAGCAAUCGGGUUGAAAGCAAGUUAAUAAGCAACGCUUCCAUUGUAUACUUCCUAGCAACGCAUAGCAACCUCAUUUGUUCUGUUCUUCAACAAUACCGGAUGUAAUUUUAUUUUACUCUGCAAAAAAAAUUAAUUUUCGAACAUCGAGUACUCCGAACAAUACACGUACAGGAAAACAGAGCAUAGAGUGAAAGAGUGUGGAUCAUGCACUGGUACAACUCUACGAGGAACCCAGCAUUCAGAAAGCCACACAGGCUGCACGAGUGCGAUAGUCAGGUACAAGAAGCAGUCCAGCGAAUGUGAUGGUUGGACCAGGUGGAGCAGGACUUGGUAAGAAUUGGUUUAGUCCAGGGUUGGAGAACUGCAGCCAUGGACUGGGUUUGUUGGCGAAACAAUGUUGUGGAUAAUAUCUAAACUCUUCUAUGACGUUAUGAAAAGAACAUUUUCGUAAUUGACUCAGUAUUGUCUUAGUGCGCGUCAAUGAUUGACUGCAAAUUUCGAAUGCUUAUAAUUCGAGCAUUUCCUCAUACACUGCGUUUCAAAAUUAUAGAACCACUCAUUUUUUCUAAAUUUCCAGAGAUAUACAAGAAGUCGGAUGAAUUGAAGUAAAUGGUGUAGAAUAUAAGACUGGUCAAUUCAACGUUAUUGUUGUGAUCAGGCGCGAAACAUUAAAAAAACUAAAAUUCGAGUGUUUCAUAACUAUAGAACCAGAUGGAAAAACUCUCACCCCUUUACAAAAUUAAAAUCGAUUUCACAUGAAUUACGAUAAGUUUCUAAUUCGUAGGUCAUCUUUAGUUCUCAAUCAGUUCAAAUAACCUGUUCGGGAUGGUUACGACCAGAGAUGCCAACCUUCCUGAUUUUGCAGGAUUCCCCAGACUUUAGUGGGACGUUCCCUGACGUUACCUGACAAACACUCAAUUUUGCCUGAUUUUUCUGAAGUGAUCCUGAUUUCUCUUGAUUUUUGUACUUUUUACUUUAUCAGAAUGAAUAUUAACCGUAAAAAAUAUACUGGGAUCCCUUCCACAGUUUUCCUGUUUGGAUGUGAGAACUGCCAUAUUAGCUCUCCGAUUCGCAAAUGUAUAAUGCUUACAUUACAUUAAAUUCUCUUGAUACAAACCUUUACCUAACUCUUUUAUCAAUGGUGUCUAUUCUGUAUUUCAAUCGAUUCGAAAUAUUUCGAACGACUUGGUAAAUUCCAUUCCCUGUUUCGUUCGAGGUGUUUUCAAAUUCGAAUACCUUUCGUUCGGACUGUUUUGUUUUCGAACAUCUUUCAUUCGAAUCAAACCAAACGUCAAACCCACUUUGUUUAUGAAGGAGUGAAUAAUUUCCGCAGCGGAUGAGCGGUGAACUGCAAAAAUGGAAAAAAACAAAAACAAAACAACCACUAAAAAUCAGUUCGAGCGGAUUGUGCUGCUUCUGGAGCAAGAGCCGGACAUAGCAAAGGGUUUCUCCCGAGGAAAUUCCGGACCCUACUGGGAUGAUCUGGCGGCAGAAGUCAAUAGUUUGGGACCGCCUAUUCGCGAUGGAAGUGGAUGGAAAAAGGUUUGGGCGGACUAUAAGUCCGGAUUAAAGCGAAAACUCGCUCACAACAAACGGGAGCAGAGGGCGACAGGUGGAGGACCCAAUAAAAUUAUCAAUUUGUCCGAGCUGGAGGAGCAGGCAGUUCUACUAACUGGGUUACUUGCGACCGUGGAAGGAAUCCCGGGUACCUCAUCUCAUGGAACACAGUUGGGUUCGCCUUCGGGUGAACCUCAAGCUGCAGACCAGGAAAAUUUUAUAUAUUAUGGUACUUCCGACGAGUGUGACGGUAUCAAUAAUACCAUUCACUUCCAGCCCUCUCAGCCGAAAAAAUCCAGACCUUCUACCACGAGGCUAUUAGAGCUGCAAGUCGAGCAACAAAACAAAUUUCACACCAAUGUGAAAUCCCUGUUAAAAAACACAAACAAGAAUUUGAGUGAUCUGGUUCAUUAUCAGCGCCAAUCAGCUCGAGCGAUUCUUUCCGUGGAUGCCACACUCAAAGAACAUCUGAGUGAACAAAAACGACAUAACCACGAGAUGGAGAAGAUCGCGCUGGAGAAAUCAAUAGCGACAAAUCCUUGAAACGCAGAUUGCGUAUAUUUCAGAACAUUAGAAUAAUGUUUCAAAAUAUCAGUGAUCUGAUUUUUUAUCUUUAUAUUGUAACUCAAGUAUAAAAAAAUGAAAAAAAGUUCUAAUCGUAUUUUUAUAUCUUUCCAUGGAAGAAAAAUCUUACUUAAUUUUUUCUUUGAAGUUUGUUUGGAAUAGCAUCAAAAUUAUAUAAACUUUUUUAAAAUUCACGAAUUUCGCCUAUAGUUUAUGGAACUUCCUUAACCCCUUCACGUACAACAUUGAACUUCACUCGUUGUUUCUCGAUGUGAAAUAAUUACAUAGCUUCAGGCAUAUGAUGAGGAUACCGACAACUGAAGAUUAUAAAAUUUCCGUUAUUUAAAAAAAAAUUGAAUGAGCUAAAAAUAUAAAAUAUAAUU